CAUAGUUUUUUGCUGCUCCGGCCGUCGCUCGCAUUAGAGCUGAGCGGUAUACAUUGCGGCGGCCGGAGGGGGCUUAGUGUGUGUAGCCAGAACAGGGCUUCCUUACUGUAAAGGUGGUGACAGCAGCAUUGAGACUCAGCACUGUUCAUAGAACCCGGCAUCAGCGCUAGUCAACUCACCCAGCAGUAUUGGAAGGGCGCACCUAUGACAGGGAGACAGAGAGGGUUCCUUCCUACCUAUUACCGGCACAGACUCUGACAGCCACAACAAAGAAGCCAGGACCAGCAGCAGAGGCUCCAUUCUGUGUGGCUGUAAGUGUAAGGGAGGAGUCGGGGGAGCAGCCUGCAGCAGCAUCACUAGAUCGUAGAAGUAAAAUUUAACUUUAUGUUAAAAAUGACAGAUACUCCGAGUAAUGAUGAAGAAAUUUCCAAUGAAUCCACUGAAUAUGACCCAUCUACACAGGAGGAUGAGGAGUCUGAAUUGGAUAAAAAGAAAGCAACUCCAAAAAGGGCUCCACGUUUCACAUAUAUCGAAAACGAGGCACUUAUUGAUGGCGUUCUGACAAAUUAUAAAACUCUUUUUGGGAAACUCGGUGGCCAGCAAUAUUGUUUUGAAAGGAAAGAAAAAAUUUGGAAAAAAAUUGCCCAAUUAGUUUCCUCUGUUGGAAAGGUUCCUCGUUCUGCAUAUGUUUGCAAGAAACGUUAUUCUGAUUGCAAAAUUGCGGUGAAAAAAAAAAUGUCAAUGAUGCAUCUUCAUGCCAAGAAAACUGGAGGAGGUUCGUGCUUAAAAAUCGACAUGUGCCCAUGGGAGCAAAGGUUAUCUGAAAAGUUGUCUUUAAACGCUGUAAGGGGGAUUGAAGAAUCUAUUGAUACGGAAGCGCCAGUAUCUCCACCAAAAGCAUUCGGUAAAAAAAAAACACAGAAACAAAGCAAGAAAUUUGUUAAAACUACCGAAUCUAUGAAAUCUUAUUCUGCAAAAUCUCUGUUAAAAGCCAAGAAAAUUGUCCACAAGAAUCAAAAUAUGGAUGUCAGCCACUCCUCCAAAGUGAAGACCUCCUCCACAAAUAUUAGGUAUGAUUUGGAUAAAUCAGAAAAUGCAAGUAAUCUACUAACGGAGACUUUGGAGAUUCGAGACUCUUCGGCAUGUGAUUCUGAAAACAGUCAAGAAGGCAAACCUGAGUGUUCAACUUCAAUAAAUAAAGGAAGAAGAUACGAAGGUUUGAAAAACAUGACGAGUAAAUCUCAGAUAAAGGCAACAGGAGUAUUUCCCAUCAAUGAUAAUAUUAAUAAUCUAAUAGAGUCUGCCCUUAACGUAAAUAAGAAUGUGGUCAAUCAAGAAUUUGAAAUUUUACACAAAGAUUCAACUGAAAUAAUAAGAGUGAUAUCUGAGCUUGGCAAAGAAAUCUGCAAAAAUCAAGAAACCAUGAUAUAUUAUCUUGAAACGAUUUCAGAAAAAUUAAAGGCAACAAAAAAUCCUGAUGUAGAACACGUCCCAUCCUAUCAAGAACAAAUGGAGAAUGAAGAUGAGAAUGAUCAAUUUCCGACAGGACAGGAUGAGGACUCCAAUUAUCUGAAUUCAGAGAUUCCAGAGUCUGGUCAUUUGAAACAGCAGGAGAUUGGGGAUAUGGCACAAAUAGUUCGUCCAAAACGCUUGUUCAAAAGACCAAGAAAUUUUUUUGAUAACGAGGAUUAAAAGUUUUUGAGGUGACGGUUAUCUUUGAGAUCUGUAUUGCAAGAAGAUUUAUUUUUCAUUUAACAUUCAAAUAUUCAGUUAGAAUCGUCUACGCUUGGGAUACAUAUUUUUUGGAAAAUACAGCGACUGUUAAAGUGUCAAAUUUAGAAUCCCAAAUUUAUGUAUCUUUUUCAAUUAUUGUUCGAGAAGUUUAUAUUCUGUUUUAGUUUGACAUAUGUUUCAGCAACUCAGAUGUUCAUUUGAAUAAAAAUAAAAACUUACUCUCAUCCUAGUGAUGAAGCCUGUCACCUGUGACCUUGGUGAAAAAAAAAAACCUAAGGAGGGUCUAAUAGAACAGUGGUGUGUGUUAAAAUGUUGCAUUUAUUAAAACUCAUAUUUGAAAGAA
Molecule: messenger RNA, 2077 nt
Organism: Pseudophryne corroboree (corroboree frog)
Lineage: Eukaryota; Metazoa; Chordata; Amphibia; Anura; Myobatrachidae
Exons: 5
Coding region: 385-1692 (435 amino acids)
Cellular component (GO): nucleus
Source: RefSeq, a predicted model, not a curated record